GUGAUCGCUACAUGCCAGCCGGGCGAUGUCAACGGCACUGAGCAAGGGCUCAUCCCGUGCCCUGAGCAAGAUCGUUGAAGACGAUCAUCCGCCCAAGGAGUCGACGGCGGCGGCACGGCGGUCCAGCAAUGACGGGACGGCUUCGGACGAACAACUGAGGCACUGCUUCGUGCCAGCAGACGAGGCGGGAUGCCUCGGACUGCACCUGAGCCGCACGCCCUGGGACCCGUACCCCUGGGUGAGCGGCGUGGUCGAGGGAUCGUGUGCGGCCCUGGCCGGCGUCCGGAUCGGUGACUGUGUCCUGGAGGCGAAUGGCGAAGAUCUCCUUGGGCUGAAAGUGAUCGACAUCGCGAAACGUGUGCGCAGCCGACGAGCGAGCCGUUCGAGUCCGGCCGGCGUCGGUUUGUUGCUGUGGAACUCCGGCUUCGAGAAGAACAACCUUAAUCCGCAAUCGUUAUCACGCUUCGCCAACUGCCUGCAGGGGAUAGCCGGGCUUUUGGAGUGUCCGGUGUGUCUGGAAAUCAUCCGGCCACCGUCGUGGCAGUGCACACACGGGCAUCUGAUCUGCACGGCAUGCCGGGCCAAGACUGGCAAGUGCCCGAUCUGUCGCGAAGUGCUUGGUCGUUCCCGGUGCAUCGUGGCCGACAAGCUGUUCCACUAUCUGGUGCAAACCCUCGGACACGAAGCUGAUCAUGCACCGACGGACCGAACGACCGAUGCACACCUGCAGAAAGAGUCUCACGCACGGCGACUGCCGCUAAUGCUGCGAGAACAUCAACGGCGCCACCAGCAACAGCAGCAGCAUCAAUCUCAUCACACGCAUAAACACGCAUUCAAAUUGAAAGCAAACAUCGGCCCUAAUGGGACCGAGCCUGCGACAGCAACGGGGAACUCAGAAGCAGCAGUGGCAGCAUCAUUAUCCGAGGCUCGCUACCACUGCCCGACCGGUCAGCCAUGCCCUCGUAUGGAAAAUCAACAUGACAUUCUGAUUCACUUGCAAAAGUCCCACCAAACCGGCGUCGUGCAGCACUACGUGACCGCCGGUGACACGGUGGACGUCACGCUCGCCGACGACGGACCGAGCGGUUCGCUGCUGGCCUGCGUCGUGGUGAUCCCGCGGACAACCGCUCCGAAGUCCACCCACGGCCAGGUGUUCUUCGUAACGAAGUUCCGCUGCCCCGAGCGACCGGCCGAGUCCCUGUGGUGGCUGUGGUACCUGGGAGACGAGUCAGCGGGACACUGGCAGGUGCAGUUGGCCACCACCACCACCACCGGGGCACCGCAAGAGGAUGUGGCCGCCCCCUGGUGUGGACGCCCCGUUUCGCUCGAGCGGAGCCGUGCGGAGGUGUUGCGCAGCAAACAGUAUGUCCGCACGAAGGCUGACCGGCGUCAGAUCCGCGUGCGGAUCGUCGGCGGCACAGCGUAAUGAAGAAUGCAUCGUGUGCGGCUUGCGGCCCUUCGCGCAAAGACUGAUAAAGCCACCCAAACGCGACCCCUUCCGAAAUUGGGAAAAUUCGAUGUUUCCCGGGCGCCGCCUUCGAUACCAUUUAGCGUCGUUUAGUGUCUUCCGACGACACU
Anopheles cruzii is the source of this 1578-nucleotide messenger RNA. RefSeq lists its product as uncharacterized. Gene Ontology annotation, cellular component: cytoplasm. The record is from RefSeq and is a predicted model, not a curated record. The transcript has 3 exons. The coding region runs from base 26 to 1426 and encodes 466 amino acids. NCBI's taxonomy places the organism in Eukaryota, Metazoa, Arthropoda, Insecta, Diptera, Culicidae. Gene Ontology annotation, molecular function: protein binding; ubiquitin protein ligase activity.